This is a messenger RNA of Suillus plorans, 2721 nucleotides long. RefSeq lists its product as uncharacterized. NCBI's taxonomy places the organism in Eukaryota, Fungi, Basidiomycota, Agaricomycetes, Boletales, Suillaceae. The transcript has 15 exons. Bases 1 to 2721 code for a protein of 906 amino acids. The record is from RefSeq and is a predicted model, not a curated record.
AUGGAAGUGAUUAAAGAGAUAAAACAAGACAAAAUAGAAGCCAGAUUCUCAGUUGAGCUUGGGCGCUGCAAGGCUCAGGCGCAGUUCCAAAAGCCGUGGCCCAAGCCACCGGCUUCGGCUUUUCAUAAUGUCAGGCCAGGCCAAAGCCGUCAACAGGCCGUGACUUUGGCCUGGCUUGGCCUGGCCCACGGCCUGAAGCCGGGCUGUGCACAUCACUACCCUGGGUCCCCAGCCCCAGGACAAGCCGCACCUACUAUAGCUAGUCCUUCAUUGGAUAGUCGCAACACCAUGGACUUUGACCCUGGAGAUCAAGGCGUUCCAAGCCCAGUCUUAUCUGAUGCCAGUAUGGCCAAUAACCUCCUACCUCAGCCUGUGCCUAUUGAACAACCUUACGAAUUCAAAACCGAAUUUCACCCUCGCAGUGGUCGUGAAAUGCUCUACCAACACUUUGAGGAGUUUGGCGUCACUCCUGAGAUGCAAACACUUCCUGCAGAGGAAGAACUGUGGCGUCCAUUCCAAUCACAUGGAGAUUUUGAAUUUUCUGAAAUUGCUCUCAAUGCUGCUCUCAACAAGAACCAAGUUGACUGGCUGCUCAGUCUCAUGGCUCGCAUAUCGCAGAGUCAGGCUCAAAUCACGCUGAAAAAUGAGGCCGAUCUGCGCAAGGCAUUAGACAAUGCUGUGGCUGAGCUGACACCAUUUUCAAAACAUGAAGUCAAGGUUCCAUACAAGAAGGAGGAAUGGGUCUACAAGGUGCAUGCAUGUCCCUUAUGGGACUGGGCCCUUGAUCUGUUGAAUGACCCACUGCUAGCACUGCAUUUUGUUUGGGACGUGCAACGCGGCUACAAACAUGACAGUACGGACUUUGAAUGCUUCUUCAAUGAACCGUGGACAGGUGACUGGUGGUGGGAUAUUCAAUCUCAUCUCCCGCCAGAUCUGAAUGCCGCCCCCUUUUGCUUUAUAUUGUAUGCUGACAAGACUAGGCUCUCUUCACAUGGCACUGUUAAAGGGUACCCGGUUGUGGCGCGUUGCGCAAAUCUACCUGCUGAAAUUCGAAAUGGCGAGGGGAUUGGCGGUGGUCGGGUAGUCAGGUGGUUACCAAUUAUUCCAGAAGACGCGUCCGAAGAGGGGAAACUUGGAUACACUACCCUGAAGUGUGUCAUAUGGCAUGAGUCAUUCAUCAAGCUUCUCGUUAACCUUGACCAGUACUCAAAGACUGGGUAUUCAUAUGCAUGCUAUGAUAAUCUCUUAUGCUGGUUAUUUUCCGUCAUACUGAUCCUUUCUGGAGAUUAUGAGGAACAAUGCACAAUGUCUCUCAUAUGUGGUGUACAAUGCAAGUGCCCAUGUCCAGUCUGUCUUGUCCCUCUCAACGAGCUCCAUGACCUGUCCAAGACAUUUCCGAUCAGGUCUGCGAAAGAUGCGCAGGCCGCGCUCAACAUUUACAAACACAACCAAACUCAAGGAGAGGAAGUUUUGAAAGGGCUAGGAUUGCGUCCAGUCACAAAUGUCCUGUGGCUCAUUGAGAAUUCUGACCCUCAUGAGGCAUUAAGCCUGGAUGACUUACAUACUAUGAUCCUCGCUGAUCUUGGAUGUGAGGCCGAGGACAAAUUUGAGAAACAGAUCGCUGAGUUCCCUCAAUGGUGCGCUCUCACCCAUUUCACCACCGUCAUCCAUAUCACCUUUAGCGAUGGCAACAAGGGGCGGGACUUGGUCAAGCAAGCAUUUUAUGUGGCACUCAGUGUUUUAAAACACCAAGUCAGUUCAGAAGGCUACCACCUUCUUUGGGUCAUUCGCAGUUACCUGCACUUAGAUAGUUUAAUCAGGCUCGAUGUGCAUACAGAGUGGACACUUGCAAUGAUAGACGCCGAUUUCCUUGUCUACGAUAUCGCACUCAAGGCUUAUUUUGAAUAUGCCACCACGUCAUCCUUCAUUGAGGACAUCAAGACAGACUGGAACUUUCCAAAGACACAUCUUUGGAAACAUGCGCAACGGGACAUCAAAUUGAAAGGUGUGGCAUGUAACUUCAGCACACACCCAAAUGAUAAGCUUCAUGGCCCGCUGAAAUUGGCCUAUCUUUCUCAAUCAAAUGGAAAGGACAUUGCUAAACAGGACCUUCCCAUUGAUCAUCAUAAAUGUGCAGCCCUGCUUUUGCGAGGAUGUGUUGAUACCCUCGACGAACAGCACCACCUGCAAGCCUUAGGUGAUGCCAGGCUUGAUGUUUCAAGCUUGGCUCCCCUUAAAGUUAUUCAUGAAUACCACUACCUCAAGCUCAACUAUGAGAGUACUGUCAACUGGAAACAGUCAACAGACCACCUCCGGUCCAAUCCUUCUUUCCAUGGUUCUCUGCGCUUCAAUUGCGCACUCAUACAGCUUACUGCAGCAAGAACUGUCUUUGUUAAGAUUAUACUAAUGUUUAAAUGUGAAGUUACAGAUGGGCUUGGCUUCAGCUCGUGCGCUGCGCCCCUUACCCGAGUAUGUGCCCUUAACUUCAGAAUGAAGUCCGGAGAAAGUCCAGUGAAGUCCGAAGGACUUCCGGAGAAGCGUGGGAAACUUCGGAAGGACUUUCCGGACGAGUGCGAGAAACUUCCGGAUGAGCGCGGGAAAGUUCCGGAGGAACUUCCGGAAACUCGGAGGAAUGGAGGAUCGGAUGAGUGGAUGAGUGGAGGAGCGGAGGAGCGGAGGAGCGGAGGAGCGGAGGAGCGGAGGAGUGGAGCUCCGGCCUAG